Brassicogethes aeneus is the source of this 5260-nucleotide messenger RNA. The record is from the annotation of a GenBank genome assembly. Lineage: Eukaryota; Metazoa; Arthropoda; Insecta; Coleoptera; Nitidulidae.
GCCGUAUGCCGUGGGUCGCUAAAAAGUGGGCUGUGUAAAAAUUCGCAAUUGUUUUUAAUCUUCGCGGUUAUGGCAAACACGAAGCGAUAGACCUGCUUUGGGAAAAAUGCGACACAAAACUAGUGAGAAGUGAACGUUUUUUGGAUUUAUUUAGUUUAAAUAGUGAAGUUUUCAAUUUAGGACAAUAUACAAUUAAUAAACUAAAAUGACUUCAAAUGGGUUAAGAAACAGUGAUAAUAAUUAUAGUGAUGACAAUUUUACGGAUGAUGAAAGUUCGCCACUCACCGAAAAUAUUUAUGGAGGAAGUACGAGGACCGUCCAGGAAACAAAAGGAUGGGACGUGUUCAGAGACCCUCCUAUCAAGGAGAUAUCCGGCUCCAUGGCCAACCAAAAAUGUCUGGAAAUAACAGUCAAAAUCCUGAAAGUGUUCGCCUACUUAAUCACCUUCGUAAUAGUGUUAGUAUCUGGGAUAGUAUCGAAAGGAACCCUGUUGUUUAUGACAUCACAGUUAAAGCCGGAAAAAGUGAUACCCUACUGCAACAGAGAUUUGGGGAGGGACAAGCAGUUCAUAGUAAAACUUCCCACUCCCGAAAGAGUAGUGUGGAUGUGGUGUUUACUUAUCGCUUUCGCAAUUCCACAACUAGGGGUUCUAUUCAGAUCCACAAGGAUGUGUUACUUCAAGUCAUCCAAGAAACCUCCGUUUCACCAUUUUCUAGUUAUUUUUCUCGUCGAAACCGGAUACACGAUCGGCUUGGCAACACUGAUAUUCUACAUUCUUCCGGAUAUUGAUGUCGUGAAAGGAGCCAUGUUGACCAAUUGUCUCUGUUUCGUACCUGCAUUUUUGGGUCUUCUGUCAAGAAACAACAAAGAAAACCAGCGCUUUCUCAAAGUGAUAAUGGACCUUGUCGCGAUAGCAGCCCAAGCAACAGGUUUUGUGGUAUGGCCCAUAGUGGAGAACCGACCCGACCUAUGGAUCAUACCAGUCGCCAUAUUUCUAGUCUCUUUGGGGUGGUGGGAGAACUACAUCUCCCGAUACUCGCCCUUGCCUUUCAUAAAGAACCUCGGAAGAAUCAAGGAGCAAUUCGAUGAAACGAGAUACUUCACGUACAUGUUUAUUUCCAUUUGGAAGAUUCUCGUUUUCUUCUUGUCGAUCUUGUUCAUUCUUUUAAUCAAUGAAGGCGAAAUUGGCUUCUUCUUCAGCGAUUUCAGCGAAGGUUUCGGUGAUCAUUCUAUCACCGUAUUGGAAAUUAAGCCUAUUAUUGGUGGUACGGCUCUAACAGACGCUGCUGAGAUCAUCGCCACUGGCGAUGAUACGAUUAUCCCAGCCAACAAUAUGACCGCUAUUUAUGUUUUGCUUAUAAACGUUCUCGCGACCUAUUUCGCAUACAUUUUCGGCAAAUUCGCCUGUAAAAUCAUGAUACAAGGCUUCUCUUACGCCUUCCCUGUAAACCUAACAAUACCAGUCACGAUAUCGCUGAUGAUAGCAGCUUGUGGCUUGCGUAACGGCGAUCCUUGCUUUUUCCACGAUACCAUCCCGAGUUAUCUUUUCUUCGAAAGCCCCUCUGCGUCCUUCUUGAACGACUUCAUCUCGCACCAACACGUCUGGAUUUGGUUGCUGUGGCUUUUAUCUCAGACGUGGGUGACCCUGCACAUCUGGACGCCAAAGUGCGAACGUUUGGCGAGAACGGAAAAAUUAUUUGUCGUUCCGAUGUACGAAGGUCUGCUUAUAGAUCAAAGUUUGGGCAUGAAUCGCAGGAGAGACGACGAGGCUGACGUCAAGACGGAGGAUUUAGACGAAAUACAAAAAGAGAAGGCCGAUGAGUACUACGAAACGAUUUCGAAUCACACCGAUGGUUCUUCGCCGAAGACCAUCAAGAGUUCCGAUAACAUUACGAGGAUUUACGCUUGCGCUACCAUGUGGCACGAAAACAAAGAAGAGAUGGUGGAGUUCUUGAAGUCUAUAUUGAGGUUGGACGAGGAUCAGUCCGCCAGAAGGGUUGCGCAGAAGUAUCUUAGAGUGGUAGAUCCUGAUUACUAUGAGUUUGAAACUCAUAUUUUCUUCGAUGACGCAUUCGAAAUUUCCGAUCACAACGACGACGAUAACCAAGUAAAUCGUUUCGUGAAACUUCUGAUCGCCACAAUCGAUGAAGCGGCUUCAGAUGUGCAUCAAACUCACAUCAGGUUAAGGCCGCCGAAGAAGAUCCCGACACCUUACGGCGGAAGAUUGGUCUGGAUUUUGCCCGGUAAAACGAAGAUGAUCGCCCACUUGAAAGACAAAAUGAAGAUCAGGCACAGAAAGAGGUGGUCGCAAGUGAUGUACAUGUACUACCUCUUGGGACACAGGCUCAUGGAGUUACCGAUUUCGGUCGACAGAAAAGCUGUUAUCGCUGAAAACACCUAUUUGCUCACUUUGGACGGUGAUAUCGAUUUCCAACCUUCCGCUGUGCUGCUUUUGAUCGAUUUGAUGAAGAAGAACAGAAAUUUAGGGGCAGCUUGCGGGCGUAUUCACCCGGUGGGUUCGGGCCCCAUGGUCUGGUACCAACUGUUCGAGUACGCUAUUGGUCAUUGGCUGCAGAAAGCCACGGAACACGUCAUUGGUUGCGUACUUUGUAGCCCGGGUUGCUUCUCUCUCUUCAGAGGAAAAUCUCUCAUGGACGACAAUGUUAUGAAGAAAUACACCACCAGGUCGGACGAGGCUAGGCAUUACGUGCAGUACGAUCAGGGCGAAGACCGUUGGUUGUGCACCCUGUUACUGCAAAGAGGGUAUAGAGUGGAAUACUCAGCCGCCUCUGAUGCCUACACGCAUGCUCCAGAAGGUUUUAACGAGUUUUACAAUCAAAGACGUAGAUGGGUACCGUCGACUAUGGCUAACAUUAUGGAUUUGCUUAUGGAUUCUAAAAGGACUAUCGACGUUAAUGACAACAUAAGUAUGCCUUACAUUGGUUAUCAGAUUUUGCUGAUGGGCGGUACUAUUCUUGGACCCGGAACUAUAUUUCUUAUGUUGGUGGGAGCCUUCGUGGCUGCUUUCCAGAUCGACAAUUGGACCAGCUUUUACUACAAUAUUAUCCCGAUUUUAUUCUUCAUGUUGGUUUGUUUCACUUGCAAAUCUAACAUACAGUUGUUGGUGGCACAGAUACUUUCGACAGGUUACGCGCUUAUUAUGAUGGCUGUAAUAGUGGGUACCGCUCUCCAGUUGCGUGAGGACGGUGUGGGUUCACCUUCGGCCAUUUUCUUGAUAGCUAUGACGGGUUCGUUCUUCAUAGCGGCCUGUCUCCAUCCGCAAGAGUUUUGGUGCAUCGUCCCUGGAUUAAUCUAUCUCUUAUCCAUACCGUCCAUGUACUUGCUUUUGAUAUUGUACUCCAUCAUCAACUUGAACGUGGUAACCUGGGGAACCAGAGAGGUGGCGGUGAAGAAAACGAAGAAGGAACUGGCGGAAGAGAAGAAGAACGCCGAAGAUAUGAAGAAGAAGGUUAAGCAGAAGUCGCUGCUUGGAUUUCUGCAAAACGGCGGCACGAGCGAAGACGACGAGGGAAGCAUCGAGAUCUCUUUGGCUGGUCUUUUCAGAUGCAUGUUGUGCACCCACCAGAAGGCUGGAGACGAAAAAGCCCAACUCAUACAUAUUGGUGAUACUUUGGACGUGUUGGCCAAACGAUUGGAUCAUAUUGAAAAGGUUGUCGAUCCAGCCGGCCACGUAUCCAGAAGGAGAAGCAUGUCUGCUUCGUCCCGUGGAGAUCACCAUCAUUUGGGAGCCGUCACCGAAGAAAAUAUGGACGACGAAUCAGACAAUUCAGACUCUGAAACCGCGUCUACCGUUCCGCAAAACAAGAGGGAUGAUUUGGUCAACCCAUACUGGAUAGAGGAUGCCGACGUAGGCAAGGGCGAGGUGGAAUUCUUGAGCAGCAGCGAGAUGGGCUUCUGGAAGGACCUGCUGGCCAAGUAUUUGUAUCCUAUUGACGAAAAUAAGGAGGAAAAGGCACGUAUUGCAUCAGACUUGAAAGAACUCCGUGAUCAGUCGGUCUUUGCGUUUUUCAUGUUGAAUGCUCUUUUCGUGUUAAUAGUAUUCUUGUUGACUCUCAAAAAGGACUAUUUGCACAUUAAAUGGCCGUUUGGCGUAAAGACGAAUAUAACAUACGACGAGAGCACACAAGAGGUUCACAUUUCAAAGGAGUACCUCCAAUUGGAACCCAUUGGUUUGGUGUUCGUAUUCUUCUUCGCCUUGAUUUUGGUCAUUCAAUUCGUGGCUAUGUUGUUCCAUAGAUUUGGAACCAUCGCCCAUAUUUUGGCUUCAACAGACCUCAACUUAUGUUGCAACAAGAAGAAAGAAGAACUGUCACCAAAUGCUUUACUGGACCGACAAGCGGUUGAGAUUGUGAAACAGCUGCAGAAAUUGCAAGGCAUCGAUGAUGGAGACUACGAGAACGACUCCGGAUCUGGACCUGAUAGGAUCGGAAGAAGAAAAACCAUCCAUAACCUGGAAAGGGCGGCUCAGAAGAAACGACAAAUCGGUACUUUGGACGUGGCUUUCAAGAAACGUUUUGCCAAACUGAACGCCAACCCUGGAGCAGGUACUCCUGUCUUGAGCCGAAGAAUGACGAUGGGCAGGGAAACGAUGAAGGCCUUGGAAGUGCGCGUGAAUUCCGUCAUGGCUGAGCGAAGAAAGUCGCACAUGCAGACGUUGGGCGCCAAAAACGAGUACGGUAACAACAACGUGGUGCAGAGGAAUCACAGGAACAGCGUUGCCAGCAGUAUCCCUGUGAAGGAGAUUUUCGAAAAUAACGGCGGCCACGUCAACCCGGCUUACGAGGAAGAGACUUACGGCAGCAGGAACUCCUUACAGAUGCAUCCGAGGAAUAAUGUCACAUGGAAAGGAAGCAAUAGUAGAAUGUAGUUAUUUAAAUGAAAUACUCUCGUAAAUAUGUAGGUAAUAUCGCCCUUUAAGACUUUAUUAAAAUUAUGUUUAAGGGUGUAAUGUCUCAACAAAAGACUAACUUCUAGACAAUUAUACUGCCUUUUGUAUAUAGUUUUUUCGCAAAACACUGCCCCUUUCGAUGUUCUAAAUAAAUUGUCAUUACCUCUAAAUAUAAGACUAAAUAUUGUAAGCUCAACUUUUUUAUACCAACCUAGAAAUUUUUGUAAUUAGAUUUAGACGUAUUUAUGUUUAGGCUAAGUUAUGUAUUGUGAUACAUAAAUAAAGAGAUUGUAUAUAUUAUAACCCCUUUAAUUUACAACCUGCAUAUAUUAUAUAUGCACAACAAAUUAA